AUGAGUAGUAUUAGACAAAAUGACCGGCAAGCUAUUUGUUUUCUCUACGCCUCCUCCGUUGUCGCGGCCAGUCUGUCACUAGCGGUGGCGUCCAUGCAAUAUGCCGAUCAUAAUGAUCAUCGGAGUAUCACAGCCGAGUGGGGCAGGCCGCUGUUCGUGAGCAGCCUUUACGCUACCAGUUGUCUCAUUCUGAUUGCAAUGGCUGGCUACUUCGAAUCGCAUCGCAGUGAGACAUUUGAGGCUGUGCAUCGAGGAACAGGCCCCGUUCCAUUUAGUGUGAAGUUUUCUAUCAAGGGCGAGAAGGUGAAUUUGUACCUCAGACUGGGUUUAGCAAUGUUCGGUUUGAUGAGCAUCGGUCAUGUGGCUGUGAAGUUUGUUGAAGAUAAACCCACGACAAGCAACGAAUUCUGUCUUCAUUUGAAAUCCAUUCUGGAAAUGGCAUUCUUUGUUCUUCAGACACUGUUCAUACUUCGGUACCAUCGCCUUGUUAUUUUACGAUAUAACGAGGCAAUGGGUGCUGGUUUCGUUCACCUGCUCACAACCAAUUUGUGUGUGUGGGCCGACAUAUCGGUCGGAAAGAUAGACAAAACACUAUCGUACGGUAAACAGUGGCGCACCAAAAGUGGUGUCAUGAUGGAACAGUAUCGUAACUCGACGGAUCAUGUGCACAUCACCAACUGUACAGACGAUAGCCAUUCGGCCACACAUUCACUCAAUCUGAUUGACAUAUCGUUCUAUUUACUCCCGACAGUGAGCGAAUAUUGUCUACUGGCGGCGGCCUUACUGUACGAGAUCACUGUUCGCAUCGGACAGCCUAGUUUUAUUGAGAUUGAGAAGUCAAAAGAAGCGAAACAGUCCAGUCGGCAUCGAAAUGAAUGUCGUGACUGUAGCGCAAGUGCUGGUUCAUGGUUUGGUAUUAUAACGGUCUUGCUGGUGAUUGCUCUCACCAUCGUCACCGCCACAACACCGAAGUACGUGGAGAAAGCUGCCAAUUUCUGGAAAUCCGUAAUCAUUCUGGCUGAGGAAGCAAUACUGUGCCUGUUCGGAAUCGCCUUUGUGAUUAUGGCAUUUUGCCAAACCAGAAAACUGAAGUUCAGCAUUGCAACUCGACAAAGUCAUGUGGAAGAAUUUCUCCUGUACACAGCUUUCUUUUUCAGUGCCAACUAUACCAUAUCAACCAUGAUUUUGUCCGCGGAUUUCGAGGAUGAAAAUCGUAAUUUUGAAACAAAGCUCAAUACAGAACGAUACUUGCUCAUUUGUCGCUGCACUUUGAAUGCGUUUGAACUCGUCCAAAUUUUGUUCCAAACGUACAUGAUACAGGACAGUUUCCAUCGAUGCAGUGACCGAUUGAAACAUCAGAUCACAAAACCCGGUCGGCAAGCGAUUGUGGCUUUGCUGGGAAUCAAUUUGGCAUUUUGGAUACAGCAAAGUUUUCAGCUGAAAAAUGCCGACAUUCUCUUCCUGAUUGAAAGUGACAAAGGUGCCUACGGAUGGAUCUUGUACGUGGUCACUAUGCCAAUCAGUCUGUUCUAUCGUUAUCAUUGUACAGUUUGUCUUUCACAGUGUUUCAACAAACUGUACGAGGAUGAGGUGAGUGCGGUUGAUGACUAA
Echinostoma caproni is the source of this 1611-nucleotide messenger RNA. The record is from the annotation of a GenBank genome assembly. NCBI's taxonomy places the organism in Eukaryota, Metazoa, Platyhelminthes, Trematoda, Plagiorchiida, Echinostomatidae.